AUGAUUGUGCCACACCACAAUUUGAACUGUCACACGGUGAUAUACGGGACAGAGGGGAGGUGCUGGAUUGAGGUGGUGGCGGAGAACGGCGAGAAAGUGUUCGACGGGGAGGUGAGGGAGGGGCAGAUUCUGAUAGUGCCACAGCACUUUGUGGUGGUGAAGAAGGCGGGAAGUGAAGGGUUUGGUUGGAUAGCAGUGAAAACAAAUGACAACCCAAUGAUGGAGGCUCUCGCAGGGGAGCUGUCUCUGAUAAGGAGCAUGCCAGAUGCUGUGUUGAUGCAUUCCUAUCGUCUUACCAUAGAGGAAGUGAAGCAAUUAAAGAAGAGAAGGGAACUCACUCUGCUAAGCCCAAGGCAGAAGUCAUCACAAGCGAAUUUAGACAUGGCAUUCUCCUCGUUGCUUUUCUUGAGCAUUGCCUUGCUUGUUAUAACUCAAAGUUGUUCGACGUUGGCCGGUGAAGAAACAGAGGAGUUUCAUUACAGAAAGUGCAGCCUGGAGAGGCUUAUCGUUCUGGAACCCAGCAGGGUGGUUGAGUCGGAAGGUGGGAAGAUAGAGUACUGGGAUGACCACAAUGAGCAACUUCGUUGUGUUGGUGUGGCCUUAGUCCGAUACACCAUUAGACCCAAGGGCUUGCUUUUGCCUUUCUACACUAAUGUUCCCAGGAUCCACUACGUACUCAAAGGGAGGGGUGUCCAGGAAACGAUCGUAGCGGGAUGUAGGGAAUCGUAUAGAUCCCAAUCAGAUGAGCACCAGAAGAUCAAUGCGAUCCAGCAAGACGACGCCGUUGCUGUGCCAUCUAGCUCGGCUCAGUGGUUUUACAACACCGGCGACUCCGACGACCUUGUUCUGUUCUCACUCAUCCACACUGCCAAUAAAAUGAAUCAGCUCGAUCUCACAUUUCGGAGUUUCUUCCUUGGUGGGAAUCCACAAGAAGAGCCGAAAAGCAGCAACCGGAGCAAGAGAUGGGGCUGGAACCACAGAGAAUGGCAGCAGAAAGCCGAAAGGUCAGGAGGCAACGUGUUCAGCGGGUUGGCGCCGGAGACGGUGGCCAACUCUUUGAACAUAGCCACUGAGCUCGCCGACAAGGUUCAGGGCAUUAAGGAUUCAAGAGGUGCCAUCAUCUUGGUGGAGGAUGGCCUUGGGUGGCUGUCCCCAGAACAAGAGGAGGAAGAGAGGGAGAGAGAGAAACGACAUCGUAGUUCAAGUACCGCUAACGGAGUGGAGGAAACAUUGUGUUCUCUCGCAUAUGUGCAUCCACUAGGCGAACCCAGAAUGCAUGCAGAUAAAUAUAACCCACGUGGAGGUCACCUCACCAGCCUUAACACUCCCAACAUGCCCAUCCUUGAACACCUCCAACUUGGUGUAGACCGGGGUGUCCUCUACGAGGAUGCUAUCAUGGUGCCUCACUGUAAUUUGAACUGUCACGCGGUGAUAUACUGCACGAGGGGCAGCGGGUGGCUUCAGGUGGUGGGAGAGAAUGGGCGGAUGUUGUUCGACGGAGAGGUGAAAGAAGGUCAAGUGUUGGUGGUCCCACAGCACUAUGUGGUUGUGAAGAAGGGCGGGGCGCACGCAUUUGACUGGGUGGCCAUUAAAACCAAUGAUAACCCGAUGAUCAACCCGCUGGCCGGAGAGCUGUCCCUCGUCCACGCCAUGCCUGAUGCUGUUCUGAUGAACUCGUUUCUCAUGAACAGGGAGGAGGUGAUGGGCUUGAAGAACACUAGAAAAGAGCUCACCUUUAUCAGCCCCGCACAAUCUUGGUCACCGACUUAAUUAGUUACUAGUUAAUUUUAUGUAAAGUAAGGAAUAAGCUCCGAGUCUCCGACGGACCGAUCGGAUGUACUUUCUAGGCUAGCUAGCCUAUAGUUUGCUGUCUACUCUGUGGUUGUCCCACUAUAGUCAACUAUGCUGCUCUUGUAACUAUGUGAAUGCAUUUGUGUUUUGUUCCCACCUUUCUCUAAUAUUAU
Molecule: messenger RNA, 1964 nt
Organism: Neltuma alba
Lineage: Eukaryota; Viridiplantae; Streptophyta; Magnoliopsida; Fabales; Fabaceae
Product: legumin B-like
Exons: 5
Coding region: 1-1770 (589 amino acids)
Molecular function (GO): nutrient reservoir activity
Source: RefSeq, a predicted model, not a curated record